Bolinopsis microptera is the source of this 943-nucleotide messenger RNA. RefSeq lists its product as uncharacterized. The record is from RefSeq and is a predicted model, not a curated record. Lineage: Eukaryota; Metazoa; Ctenophora; Tentaculata; Lobata; Bolinopsidae. The transcript has 6 exons. The coding region runs from base 168 to 926 and encodes 252 amino acids.
UGUUCAAUGUGGGAGAUGUAGCACAAGUAAGUGACACCCCAGCCAGACCGCCUCUGGUGAGACACGAGAGUAUUACAAUAUUGCGUGCUAAUGAUGAGGAAGGAGCCGUACCAGGAGUAAAUCGUCAUAACGAACACAGAAGAAGUUUAGUUGUUCCAACAAAAUCGAUGGACUAUUCGCAUCUUUCCACAGAUCCUACUCGACCAGGAAUACAAGAAAACAGCACUCUGGAGCGAGCCACCCAGCCCAUUUCGUCCACCAUGAACCACAUGACAUCACGUGACAACAAUCACGUGUCACAUGACCAUGCUCAAGUCUACCACAACUCAGUCCCCAUUGUCAGGGAAACUGGAGGUGGUUACCAUGACUCCAGGAUUCCAGGACAGUACGAUAGAAUGUCUGGAAUGCAGAGGACAGAUAGUGUGGACACUGCAGGAUCUCAGAUAUCGGAGCUGUGUUAUUCGCUCUCUCAGCUUACUAAAGGGGGCACUGAGGGUGCACAUCCUGCACGACCAGGAAGUACCACUUCCUCUCGCGCGCUGGUACCACCUGGCACAUUUGCCAGUGUCACUAUGGCUGCGCAUCCUAUUGAUCCGGAUUGCUGUACUCGUGUUUCUAGACACGUCAUGGGUGCUUAUGGAGGAGCAGGCAGGAACACACCAGCACGUGCUUACACUCCCAACUCAGCCAAGUUUAAACCUCACAAACAGAAGGUUGCCACAAUCCACGAAAAAACGGAACAUCGCGUAAAGAAGUCGUCAAAGGACCCGGAAGGACUUGAAUCAUCUAGUCUAAAAUUCUUCAGUAAAAUGUCUCACGACAAGUCGCAUCAGAAAAAGCAGAAAAAACAUCUGCUCGGUCAGCUGAAAGGCGAACCUUCGGGACAUAUGGCAGAUCGAGGAGGACACAGAAGUGAUAGUAGAUAGAAUGGGUUAGACACCAC